AUGAAAAGGGCUUUCUGUAUUCCUUUGUUGCUCCUUGUAACAUUAUUUUAUGCUACUUCUGUUGUAGCAAGAAAUGAUCCCUCAGGGAAUGAAGUGAACACAGAAGGGAAGCUUGCAAAUGAAGGGGUGACAAAGCCAAGCCUACAAGGAUCCAAUGAAGAUGAAAAAUUCAUUGGAUAUUUUUAUCUAAAACACAAAUUCAAAGGAUAUUUUCACAAGAAACCAAUUUAUUAUAAGCCCAUUCCAACCUAUAAGCCUUUCCACAAACCAACCAUAGUGGAUAAACCUACCCCUUCUGUUGUUGAGCCAGAAUCAUUUCACAAGCAUAAGCAUUAUUUCUUCAAAAAGCCAAUUAUUCCCAUUGUUAAACCUGUUUAUGUUCCCAUUUACAAGCCUGUUCCAAAGGUCAUUCCAAUUUACAAACCUAUUCCAAAGGUGAUUCCAAUUGUUAAGCCAAUUCAUUAA
Lathyrus sativus (Indian pea) is the source of this 465-nucleotide messenger RNA. NCBI's taxonomy places the organism in Eukaryota, Viridiplantae, Streptophyta, Magnoliopsida, Fabales, Fabaceae. The record is from the annotation of a GenBank genome assembly.